AUGUCGACGAUCCACUCCAUCAAGCGCGAACAGUGCCACCUCGCCUGGGACCACAGCAUCCCCCCGAUUCUGCGCGUGCAGUCCGGCGAGACCGUCACCUUCGACUGCCUCGACGCCUCAAAUGGGCAGCUCACGCCCACCUCCACUGCGGCCUCCAUCGCCUCGCUCGUCUUCGCGCAGCUCGACCAAGUGAACGGCCCGAUCUUCGUCGAGGGCGCCGUCCCGGGCGACACGCUCCGCGUCGACGUGCUCGACGUGCGCACCGCCGCCUGGGGCUGGUCCGCGCUCAUCCCCGGGUUCGGCCUCCUCGCGGACGAGUUCGCGGUGCCGACCGUCAAGAUCUGGACGCUGCACGCGCAUGAGGGCGGGUACGACGAUGCGGGCGAGUAUGGGUACACGUGGUUCGACGAGGAGAAGGGGAUCCGCGUGCCGUUGAGGCCGUUCGCGGGCGAGAUGGGCGUCGCGCCGGGGAAGCCGGGCGCGCACUCGACGAUCCCGCCGUAUGCGACGGGCGGGAAUGUGGACACGCGCCAUUUGACGAAGGGCUCGAUUUUGUAUCUUCCGGUGGAGGCGGAAGGUGCCUUGUUCUCCAUCGGGGACGGACAUGCGGCCCAAGGAGACGGCGAGGUCUGCGGCACGGCGAUCGAGACGCCAAUGAAUGUGACUGUGCGACUGACGGUCUUGAAAGACAAACCGUAUGUGAAGACGCCGCACUUCGUAACGCGCUCGCCACAUGGGCGCGAGGAAGAGUUCUACUGCACGACCGGCGUUGACUCUGACAUCCGAGAGGCAACGCGUGCGGCCGUGCGGCAUAUGGUGACGUUCCUGGGUGCGGAGUAUGAUCUCACGCGUGAAGAGGCGUAUAUACUAUGCAGCGUCGCAGGAGACUUGAAGAUGCACGAAGUGGUGGACAUGCCGAACUACGUGAUUGGGAUGAUGAUACCGAAAUCCAUAUUCACAAAGAGCAAAUAA
This is a messenger RNA of Trametes versicolor FP-101664 SS1, 972 nucleotides long. RefSeq names its product Formamidase. The coding region runs from base 1 to 972 and encodes 323 amino acids. The transcript is spliced from 8 exons. Gene Ontology annotation, molecular function: hydrolase activity, acting on carbon-nitrogen (but not peptide) bonds, in linear amides. The record is from RefSeq and is a predicted model, not a curated record. NCBI's taxonomy places the organism in Eukaryota, Fungi, Basidiomycota, Agaricomycetes, Polyporales, Polyporaceae.